Molecule: messenger RNA, 552 nt
Organism: Lithohypha guttulata
Lineage: Eukaryota; Fungi; Ascomycota; Eurotiomycetes; Chaetothyriales; Trichomeriaceae
Exons: 1
Coding region: 1-552 (183 amino acids)
Source: RefSeq, a predicted model, not a curated record
AUGCUGGCUGGGAGAAAUUCAAGGAUAUCAUCGAAACCAGGUCGCUCCAACUCCUUGCAGGAGGAGGUGCACCAGAACUUGCUGAUGAACUCGAAUGGACAUUUGUGGAAACCCCAGAUAGUCUUGAUGGUGCGACCAUCCCACAACUUCGCGCUCGCUUCCAAGUAUGGGCUCCUCGUGCAACUGGUAGAAGAGAACCUGGAAGCAAAUCCAGACGAAUCGCACUAUACGGCUUCGAGGUAUAUCUACUUCGUUCAAGUCGACGCUGACUCGCUGCGCAGUGUCGUCUAUGACUCGCCGCAACCUCCUUACCUCGAUAGCGACGAUGAAUUCGAUCCUGGUGAUGGCUUUCUGAGCUUCGCUUAUCGGUGGUCGCUAGAUACACCCGACGCAGGUGAGGAGGUGGAGGCUGAGAACCGUUCCGGUGGUGACGAGGACUGCACACUUGAGGACGCAGGGUGGAUGAGGGUGCCUGCGCACAUGGUUGGCUCACAGUUAUACACUGUCCUUACCGAAGACUCGUGGUAUGAUCACUACGUGCUUCCACCCUGA